Alternaria rosae is the source of this 1709-nucleotide messenger RNA. Its product is annotated as methionine aminopeptidase 1A. Gene Ontology annotation, biological process: proteolysis. The coding region runs from base 152 to 1369 and encodes 405 amino acids. NCBI's taxonomy places the organism in Eukaryota, Fungi, Ascomycota, Dothideomycetes, Pleosporales, Pleosporaceae. The transcript has 4 exons. Gene Ontology annotation, molecular function: metalloaminopeptidase activity. The record is from RefSeq and is a predicted model, not a curated record.
GAAUGAAAGUAGGAAUCCACCACUUCCUCCGUGCGCAAACCGUUGCCUCGCACACUUAGGUUCCUUGCGCGCUGUACGUUAGAGUGCACGUGAAAACCAGGCCACCUCCGCCUUGACCACGCCCUAUACACGCCCUAUACCACCGCACGCGAUGGCCACAGACGCCCCGCGCAAGUGCGCAGGCAAGGACUGCGAGAACGAUGCGAGCUCGCUUCAAUGUCCGAACUGCCAGAAGCUCGGAAAAGAGAACUACUUCUGCUCGCAGGAUUGUUUCAAGCGCAACUGGGCUGAGCACAAGAAGGAGCACAAGUCACAAAGUAGUAUUCUCCAAAGUAUCUUUACGCCGAAAGUAGUUUCUCACCCGGAUCCAGCCACCGGCCACUACAACCCGUUCCCCACCUACUCGUACACCGGAGCCCUCAGACCCGUAUACCCGCUCUCGCCGCGACGCGAAGUCCCGAAGCACAUAAAACACCCAGACUAUGCGAAGGAUGGCAUACCGCGCUCGGAGCAGGUGUUUGUCAACAGGAAUAAGAUCACAAUUUUGAACAAGGAGGAGCAAGAUGCCAUGCGCAAGGUGUGUCGGUAUGGGCGCGAGAUUCUGGAUAUUGCAGGAAGAGCCGCAGUGCCUGGUGUCACCACUGACUACAUCGACGAGCUGGUUCAUAAGGCUACUGUUGAGCGUGAUUCUUACCCAUCACCCCUCAACUACUGCCAUUUCCCCAAAUCCGUAUGCACGUCGCUAAACGAGGUCAUCUGCCACGGUAUCCCUGACCAGCGAGUACUCAAGGACGGCGACAUUUUGAACAUUGAUAUUUCCGUCUACCACGGCGGUUUCCACGCGGAUCUGAACGAGACGUUUUACGUCGGCGACAAGGCUUUGGCGAACCCCGAUGCUGUACGCGUCACGGAGACAGCGCGAGAGUGCUUACAAAAGGCCAUUGAGAUCGUCAAGCCAGGCACAUUGUUCCGUGAAUACGGAAACGUCAUCGAGAAGCACGCAAAGAGCAAGAACUGCAGCGUCAUCAGGACAUACUGCGGGCACGGCGUCAACCAGCUGUUCCAUUGCGCACCCAACGUUCCUCACUAUGCGAAGAACAAGGCAGUUGGAUCGGCAAAGCCCGGCAUGUGCUUCACCAUUGAGCCUAUGAUUAGUGUUGGUUCGCAUAGGGAUAAGACAUGGCCAGAUGAAUGGACGAGUGUCACACAGGAUGGCUCUCUGACGGCGCAGUUUGAACACACCCUACUCGUGACAGAGGAUGGUGUGGAGGUUUUGACUGCAAGACUGCCAGAUUCGCCGGGUGGUCCGGUACAGAUGCCGGGGGCUACAAACGGUGAGGCUAAUGGCGAAGCGAAGGCAGCUGCUUGAGGACGAUUGGAUACUUGGGGAUAACGUACCUGUUUGAUACUUUCUUAGACUACGCAUGGCGUGGUUCAAGAGCACGAGGCUUUUGACAUUGUUCUGGGUUCCAUGGCAUGCUCGUGAUGGCGGUCUGUAGUGAUGUUCGUGUUGUUGGCAGUCAUGGCUCUGCACAACUCGUUUCGUUGAAACGAAACAAUGCGUCCGUCUGUGAGAUCACUAACCUUCGGUCAAGCUUCGGUCGGACGGUGUUGGCCCGCUCAACGCACACCUGCAAGCGAAGCGAAUGACGCUAGUGGUGCCUGCCCGCCGUCCAGGGAAGCAACUCGUGUCUCCGCCUCAACGUCAU